Heteronotia binoei (common prickly gecko) is the source of this 4087-nucleotide messenger RNA. It is a transcript of the gene HAUS6, whose product is annotated as HAUS augmin like complex subunit 6. Gene Ontology annotation, cellular component: mitotic spindle microtubule; HAUS complex. The record is from RefSeq and is a predicted model, not a curated record. The transcript has 17 exons. NCBI's taxonomy places the organism in Eukaryota, Metazoa, Chordata, Lepidosauria, Squamata, Gekkonidae. The coding region runs from base 380 to 3112 and encodes 910 amino acids. Gene Ontology annotation, biological process: spindle assembly. Gene Ontology annotation, molecular function: microtubule binding.
UUUUUUCUUUUUUUGCGAGAAGGGAAACGUUGGUCGGAUGCCCAGGCGCAGUGCGUUCUAGGACUGGGGGUUAAUGUGCUCCCAGCAACUGGCAGGCGACGUGAGGUGUUAAGAACUGCGCAGAUGUUCCUUGGCCGCCGCGCCACGCCCUCUGUCAUGACGUCAUCCCUCCCUUCGAUUUCUCUUUUGGCGGUCUAACCAAAAUGGCCGUGAGAGGGAUAGCGGGGUUGGUGUUAACGGAAGCGGUAUCAGCUGCAGGCGGGAAAGCUUGCUUUUUAGCGAGGGGAGUGUCGCCUCCUCCUAGCAAAGCCCCGUUCGCAUCUUUGUGAGGCGAUAUUAAGGCCUCUGGAAGCGUCGGUCUCUUAGCUGGAUAGCGAAGAUGAGCAAGCCGCCUUUGUUAAAGCAGCCGCUGCCUCCUAAGUGGGAGAAAGAGCAUCUCUGGCUCUACCUUCUGGCUCUGGGCUUCGACCCGAGAGGAGCCGCUGCCGCUGGGAAGAAGUCGAUUCAUCUCCACCUGGGCCCGGAUAUGUUUGAUAAGCCAAACAAAGAUGCAUUUCACCUUGUUUCAUUCUUCUUGUUUUCGAAGCUGGACCAGUCACAUUGUAAUGAGGUCUUCAGAUUUUGUUUUCCUCCAGCAGACAAGAAGACAGACUCUGAAUUCAGGAAGCAAUGCUGUGAUUGGCUAAGAAAAAUUUCCGAUGAAUAUGGGAACAACUUUCCUUCAGUAUAUGCAUCAUUAUUCCUUUCCCCUGGUGGUCCCAAUUUCAUUCACCUAAUGUUCCAUUUUGCAAGAUGUGUCCUCUUGCAUCACAUCAAAACAGAUUCUGCAAGAGUUCCUGAAUCGCUGAACUUGAAAUCUCCAGACUUGCAUAUGGCCGCUGCAAAAUACUGUGUGGCACACCACAGAUUUUUACAGAAUCUACAAAAGGAAGAUGUAAUAAUUCAAGAACUUCAGAAAAAAGUAUUGGUUUUCAGUAAGCAAAUAAGAGAUUUAAGAUAUGAAAAUUCAGAACUGGACAAACAGCUCCAAAAAGCAGAAAAAAAUAUUGAUCAGAGCCAGAACAACACAACAGAAGAUGUUAAAAAGGUUCGUUCUAUGUGGGAAUCAAUACUAGAAACAAUUAAACGUCUUCAGAAAGAAAGACAAGUUGUUGAUUCAGUUGUCAAUGGUCAUGUAGGCCAGUAUACAUUAGAUGGCGCCAGUACUACUGUCAGCGUCCCAAGGCUUCUGCUUGAAAAAGUUGAAAAAGAAAUGCACAAACUGCAGAUUGGAAAUAUAUAUGAAGCUGGAAGACUAAAUAUUUUAACUGUUCUUGAGUUAUUAAAUAAUGCCUUGGAAAUGUUGAUGCUUGAACGCCAGCAUAUUGAGAAGAAUUCACUGAAACUGGAUUUUCAGUUUUUUGAAGGAAAGACCAAAUUCCAGAAUGAGACUUUAUUGGGGCUGGAGUCACUGAGGCACAAAUUAAAACAUGAGGAUCAUGUAUCAAUAAAUCAGUCAAUUGCUGAAAAACAGAGAGAAUGGGAUUUGAAGUGGGAGAACUGUCUCGGAGAGUCACCUUUUCUUUUCAUUAAAGAACCUAACCCUGCACUUGAUUUAUUACCAGCUAUGCCUCCGCUUUCUUUUACCCCUACUACAGAGGAAGCUUAUAAAAGCAGUAUAUUUUGCCAGUAUCCAGCAUCAAUUCCUGACUUGACAAAAAAACUCAUUCAGACAAAUGAAUUUAAGAAAGACAGUGAACCAUUGAGAAGUGAAGUCAGCGCAUCUUCAGUAAUCACAGAUAGAAAUGUUACAUCUUCUCAUUGUGCUACAGAGCCUGAAAAUGGAAUGCAGAUACCUUCUGAGAAGGGAUCAACUAUUGAAACUCCCAAGAGGAUUGAAUAUUCCAGUUCUCAAAUCUUAAAAUACAAAGGAAGGAAUAAACAAACAGAUGCUUCAAGGAAAAGACAUGCUGACAUGUCCAAAAAGCCAUCAUCAGUUAAAAGUGAAGAUCCUCUUAAGAAAGCACAAGAGCAACCGGCAGACAUUGUGGCAGAUGCAGUUGUAUCUGAUUUGUCACAGAAAGGAAAAGAGUUGGAUGGCCUGAUUGGUACCUUAGCCUUUAAUCCCUUCUUAACUAGGAAGCAAAUUCCACUGACCCCAGAAAAUCUGAUUACUGAAAUUAGAAGCUCAUGGAAAAAAGCUAUUCAGGCUGAAGAACCCUCAAGUAUGGAAUUGCAUCAUGCUGCAUUGUCAGAACACAUGCCACAGGAUGAGGUCCCUGUGCUUAGAAACCGAAUAGAUUCAAGUAUGGCAUGCUUUAUGUCUUUAUGCAUGUCUGAUACUGUGAAGUCGCCAUUCCAGGAAAUACAGUCUCCAUUUAGACUUCAGGAAGUCGGUACUAGCCCUAAUGAACUGCGGUCUCAGCAAGCAGAUGUUGACUCACUAGAUGAUCAGAUGUAUUGCAAAGAAGGGUUAGUAUGCACUUUUCCAAAUAAAUACAAAACAGAAAAUCCAGAACUGGCUCUUGAGAGUUUUAAUGAGCCAGAUUGUGGUCCAGAAGGAGAUUUUGCAAAAGAGAUCCAACCAUCUUAUCUGUGUCAGAAUUCUUCAAUGCAUACAACUCUCUCAUGGGAUGCUUCUCAGAAAAGUAACUUUAAUUUAAAUAGCCAAGAAGAUAUCCAUCUGGGCAUACUUCAAGAAACUCUCCAAGAGGAAGGAGGAGGAGAAUCCAGUAUUUCAGAAGCAGAGGAGGUGACAGAAGAAAACACCAUCAGAGAUCACAUUUUUGCAGAUAAUCCAGGGAAAAAAGAGCAGAGAUUAGAUUUUCAGUCUAUUCAGAAUAGAUAUAAAGCACUGAAAAAGACUUUUGCUGAAAACCAGGAAUCACCUGAAAUCCCAAGGGCAAGAUCGGAAUUUAGUCUUACUCAAACAAGUUUGGGAACAGAUUAUGUAUUUAGCCCUAUGGGAAAGUCAUAUGCACUGGAUGCAGAACUUGUCAAGAAGCCAUCGCAUGAGACGCUGCUUGAAAGAAGAGUCAGUCUUUCCCCUCUUGAUGCCUUUGCUCCAGUCCAUCCAAGAGACAGGUUAAGCAGACAGGAUCAAGGAGAUGUGCUUCGUAAUGUAAAAAGUUAAAAAACAGUGAUGCUGGAUACAAAGGAAUCUCCAUCUGCAAAGACCUGUCAAGAUGAAGGGUUUUCAUUGUACAAUUAUGAUGCACUGAGCUUGGAUUAUAACAAUUUGUAAACUCUCAUCUAAAGUAUUUUCUCCAGUUUUUAAUACUUAAAAUGAUACUUUUCUAUUAACUAAAGUUAGUCCUGACUGAUUUGAUUUGAUGUAGAGAUUCUGAAGCAUUGAUAAAAUGUAAGAACAGUUGUAAAUAAGAACAUGUAACAGUAACACAGUGAAUCAGAUAUUAGUGUCUUGUUGAAAUGGGUAAUUGCAUUACAUUUCAAUCAGAUUUUGGAAGAGAACAAGACUUUUCGUAUUUUUCCAAUGAUUUUUUUUUUGUAAAUAAUUGGCUAAGCCAAUUGUUUACUUGCAGAUUUCAUUUUUUCCUCUUAUGUGGGAAACCUAGGUGUUGAAAACAGUCUUAACUAUAGAUGCAAGUGUCAGUUUUCAGCUAUCCAGGGAUAAGUGCUUUCAAGUAACCUGUCUGGAUAUUUUGUGCCUGUGUAAAUACACUAGAACAGAAAAACUUCAAUUUCUCCAAAAUUGCCUUGAGUACCAGUAGCAUUCUCUGGAUACUCAGUUUACUCCUCUUCUGGCUAGGCGGUCUGCCGUAGUGUAUAUAAAAGUUGGUUGGUUUUCAAUAAUUGCAUUCAGUGAAUGAUUUGAUUUAGUUCACUGGCAUUUUGACUUGGGGAAGUAGAGGAAUACUGACUACAAGAUGGUAAGAGAUGCUAAAAUAGAGUAGUAGGUAUUAUGUACUAAUGCAAAUUAUGGGGAAUUUGCUUUGACUUACUUGCCCCAAACCACUAGAUAAUUCACCAAAUUCUAAUAACCAGUGACUUCAAACUCAUGUUUAUCUUAAAGUAUUUAUUAAUGUUUUCCAUUUGAAAAACUGGUUUAGCACAAUAAAUGUUCCUUGCUGAAAUCUUGAAGAUUAAA